AUGCCUACAGACAACAAUAUGUUGGAUGAUAUACAGAACAUUCAAGAACUGGAUGAUCAGAACAUGAAAGAUCUGGCUGACUUAAAGAAGGAAGAAACAGAUUCGGCGAUCCCCGAGGAAACAAAAUCUGAGAAUGACGGUGAUGACGAAGACAACGAUUCGGAAAAAAAUACAGACCAGCAGGUGGACAAAAUAGACAAGGAUUCACCUGGAAAUAAGCAGAUGCCCCAACUUCCACCAAACAUAAAACUAAAAGCUACUGCGUACGAUCGAGACCGCCUGAUCAUGGAUCGCUUUGGCCACACACACUUUAUCGGUAACUUUGGAACUGCUUCAUUAUUGAACGGGCUAUGUGAUAUUAUUAUCAAACGGUCUUUUAGCGUGAAGCCACCUAUCUCGACCCAGGAUAUUCGAAAUAGUUCUGUCCAAACGAUUACAUCUGAAAACGAACCCGUUUACCAAUAUCCGACACAUCUAUAUAAUUUGGAUACCAUAAACAUCAAUCGGUUCCCUUUGAUCAACUUGCUAAAGAGAAAGGAGGCUGACAUCUACAAAAACGUUUUCUUCGAGAAAGUUCAUCCAUACUAUUUCAUAUUCAACAUAUUCAAGUUUGAUGAGAAGUACGAAAUCUUUUGGCAAGAGAUUGCCAAAACAGAUGUUAAGACAGACGAGCCAUUUCCAUUGAAGAUUGGGAGCGCCGAGAUAUGCUGUAUAUACAUGGUCUGGAUACUUGGCAGACGGUUUCAGCUAUACACGAAUCCACAAGAUCUUCCCGCGGACUCUGAAUUAAACGAUGACCUAAUAGGACGUUACAUUGAUAUCAUCAAAUUGUCUCUUUCGGACAUCGUUUUAACACCAACUUUGGAUGGUAUUCGAUUGCUUAUUUUAUUGUCUGUUUACCUAUCUAGCAUCAAGGUCCGCGAAAGUGGGUAUUGCUUGAUGCAAAUGGCAGCCAUUCAAUGCAAGAGUUUGGGAUUGCACAGAAAAUUUAUUGUGGAUAAGUUUAACGAUGAAAAAGCAGACGAAAUGAAGCGUAUCAUGUGGUCGUUGACCAAAAGCGAGACCACGUUGUGUUGUUCGUUUGGAAGAGCCAGUGCGAUACCUUGGGAAGAAGUGGAUGUUGAGCUACCUACCAUGUCAGAUGUCGAUAACGACCUCUUCAAAAUCUACUAUGUUCAGAGCUGCAAGUUAACAAGGAUCAUUUUUCAAAUUCUAGAUAACAAGCGCAAAUCCUCUAGAGAACCAUUGUCUUUAGUAAGCAUCGAAAAACUACUUCUUUUCCAAAAGCAAUUACACAAGUUUUGGGAUCGCUUGCCGGAAGAUUGGAAGGAUUACAAAUCCUUACCUGUUCGUCGUUACAAACCUAAGCUGCAUAUUCAAUUCCACUACUACUUUAUCACAUUGACACUACCCAUUUUCAUGCAUAUUGUAAGCACACAGUCUUCCAUUAUCAAUCGUGAUGAUCCUAUACAAUCACUUCUCGUGAAUGGAAUCAAGUCCUCUUUCAAGACAGCAGAAAUCUUGACUUACACCGAUUCCAACGGUUUUUUCAACGGAACACUGUAUUACGAUGUCUUCUAUUCUUAUAACGCUAUCAUGGUUCUUACGUUAACCUACAUCUUGUUCAAAAGUCCAAAGGGGAAAACUGCGAAAAGUAUUCUUGACCUCGAGUAUAUGGACAAGGAGCAUGACAUUAAUUUCUCAAGUCUCAUGAAAGCAAUCAAUCUGAUCAGAAAUCUCAUUUUGAACAACCUUCAUCAAAUUGACGGAACUAUGAGAAGAAUAAGUGAUAUUAUCGAGACGCUAUUGGAAGAUCUAGGAAUAAUCCAGAUCCUGGUCAAGGAAUUUAAUGCACGCCCUAGCAAUGUACGAAAAAUAGAGGGAAGAAAAGAGAGUGGCAGCACAAGUGUCAAUGGGGGAAUCAUCCCUGGCUACUAUCGUAAGCUGCGUAUGAACGACAAAACAAAAGCCAAAAGACGUCGCCUGGAAAAAAAUGUGGAGGAACCAGGUUUGUUGCCUCCUUCUCCUUACCCACAAGAGGUGACACAAGACCAGCCUAGCCUACCAUACUCGUCAAUAUUCGAUUUCCCAAAAUCUCAGAAUUCAUCGUCAACUAACAUUGCAGGCCAGGUUCCCAGCUUUGAAAUUCCUCUCUAUGAUGAUUUCAGACCAGAGAAGCAACCCGAAAGCUCAAGAUCUUCAACACCUGCUGGCCUGGAUGUGAAUGAGGCGUUGAACUCCAUACUUGAUACAGAACUUAUGGAGGUUCUCUUUGGCGCCGAUAUGGGGGUAGCGAAUCCUCGAGCGGCUAGCAAUGACCUGUGA
This is a messenger RNA of Ogataea polymorpha, 2325 nucleotides long. RefSeq lists its product as uncharacterized. Gene Ontology annotation, molecular function: DNA-binding transcription factor activity, RNA polymerase II-specific; RNA polymerase II cis-regulatory region sequence-specific DNA binding; zinc ion binding. Gene Ontology annotation, biological process: DNA-templated transcription; positive regulation of transcription from RNA polymerase II promoter by galactose. Gene Ontology annotation, cellular component: nucleus. The transcript has a single exon. The record is from RefSeq and is a predicted model, not a curated record. Lineage: Eukaryota; Fungi; Ascomycota; Pichiomycetes; Pichiales; Pichiaceae. The coding region runs from base 1 to 2325 and encodes 774 amino acids.